AUCACUAUCUUUCCCUUUCAGCACAGAGUAUGGAACAGAAGUAUGUUUUGGAAUGUACCUAUGGCAUCGUAAUCUGCCUGUCCAUCGCCCUACUCGUGUCAUCGGAUGCAAGCAUGAAUGAGACAAAGACUUGUUGUACGGACAGAUUCGGCCUGAAUUACACCUUACCAAUGUUCUUUGAGUGUCAGAAGAAAGGACACCUCAAUGGCAGUAUGGUACAAACCAUCCCAAAGCUUAUCCCUAAUUCAUUAGGAGGAGGCGGUUGCCCAAGAAGGGAGAGUAAACUUGGUGUUCCUCCUGGACGUCGAGUCUGCAGAUUUCCGGAUUGCGACAUUAAUCCAUGUGAAAACGGCUGGUGUGAGGAGACUAUGACCGGAUAUAGAUGUCACUGCCCUAUCGGAUUUCAAGGAAAACAAUGUCAUGAACUUGACACAAAUCCGCCUGCAACAACCCAGGGAAUUUUUGUUACCUGUUUGAAGGAUAUCACAGUAACCGUCGAGCUUGGUACUCCGAAUAAGUCGGUAGAGUUCACCCCACCAUCGGCUGUCAAUAGAGAAGGAACUGUCGUCCUGGUCUCUCAGAACUAUAUAUCGGGUGAUGAUUUCCCAGUCGGGUCAACUCUCGUUGAGUACAUCUUUGCUGAUGAGAGCGGAAACCAGGCAUCUCUUUGUACCUUCAACGUCAACGUCAAUACAGUCGAUACCACCCCUCCAGUGGUACAAUCCUGCCCUUCUAACCAGACAUUCUCAGUCCUCAAAACCACCACACCAAUCACUUGGACACCACCAACAGCCAGUGAUGCGUCUGGAAUUGCAUUCAUCGUCGCCAACUAUGAACCUGGAGUUAAUGUCUCCGUGAAUAGCCCCAUUAGCGUCAUCUAUACUGUGACCGACAACAGCGGCCUUGUAAACACAAACUGUUCUUUCAACAUCACCCUCGUAUCUAUUAUUAAUGUAGCCCAAAGGGCGCCCACUGUCUACACCCGAGAGACAGGACGGUGUCUGGACGGUGUCUGA
Messenger RNA from Strongylocentrotus purpuratus (purple sea urchin), 1016 nucleotides. Its product is annotated as hyalin-like. Gene Ontology annotation, molecular function: calcium ion binding. The record is from RefSeq and is a predicted model, not a curated record. NCBI's taxonomy places the organism in Eukaryota, Metazoa, Echinodermata, Echinoidea, Camarodonta, Strongylocentrotidae. The transcript has 6 exons. The coding region runs from base 30 to 1016 and encodes 328 amino acids.